Messenger RNA from Penicillium angulare, 2256 nucleotides. RefSeq lists its product as uncharacterized. The transcript has 10 exons. NCBI's taxonomy places the organism in Eukaryota, Fungi, Ascomycota, Eurotiomycetes, Eurotiales, Aspergillaceae. Gene Ontology annotation, cellular component: cytoplasm. The record is from RefSeq and is a predicted model, not a curated record. The coding region runs from base 1 to 2256 and encodes 751 amino acids.
AUGGCUGUCCCGCAUAAACAAGAUCCGAUUGUACUGGUGAUUGAUUUCCACCAUGCCCGAGGACCCGAAAUCGAACACUGCAUCAGUGAUGAGGGGACGAACCCAGCCAUCGACAAUGACUGGUCAUUGCUACCGUUCAUGGCCUUAUCAGACGGCGCACAUCUAUCGACCGAGGAAUUCUCAUAUUUUACAUUGCGCCGCUCAGAAACCCCCGAGACACCGGCUACUUCUCUCUUUGGUAUCGCCUGCUCGCGCCAGAUCGACGCCAAACUCCUGAUUAAUCGACACCCGGAUGUGACUCGCUCGACUGUACAGAAGGCCGUGGUGGUGGUUACACAUAGCCCGCAGAGAGUUGGACAAUUGCGCGAAAAGCUCUCUGUGGUAACAACAGCAUGGUUUGCGCAGCGGGACUUUUCAGACAUUGAUAUUUUAAAGAAAUUCCGAGAGGGACUGGUUAUUAGUUUACUCAAUGAUGGGCCGAAAGAUCAAAACUUGGGACUAUCUCUCCGAGAGAUGAUUCACGAGUUCAAAUAUCAAACUCUGGUGCUUUUCAAGGGAUUGUUAUUGCAGCCCAAGAUGCUAUUUUUCGGAACCCGCUGUGAACGCUUAUGCAUGAUACAAUUUUCUCUUGUAUCCCUAAUACCAGGAUUGAUAAAUGCUUUGCAGGACUGUGCAGACCCAGCUUUUGACAGCUAUGCGCAAAACGUUGAAAAGCCUACGUCUCUUAAAACUAGUGAUCGAGAAUCUUUAUUGGCUUAUAUGGGCUUGCCACUACAGAUUUUUGGAAAGGGCAGCAUGUUUGGACCUUAUACUCCUCUGCAGCAGCUGGAUCUGCUGGCUGAUGACGGCACGAAGUCUUAUGUUGUGGGUUCUACGAACUCUCUGCUCUUGCAGCAAAAGGAUCGCUAUAGCGAUAUAUUAAUCAAUCUUGACGAAGAUAGUAUCAACAUAUCGUCCCUGCCUCUUCAAAGGGCCCUAACCCUAUCUGUGGCCGAUAGACGCUGGAUUGAUGUUCUUACUCAAAUCGUCAACGAAACCUGGGAUGACGCCCACCCGUCACGACCGAAGACACUCGGGUUCAUGGGCUCAGAAGAGUUCAUUCGACUCCAAUUCGAAGAAUAUCUACUCGCACUCCUAUCUAGCAUGAAGUACCACGAAGAGCUUGUUGCGUACUCAUCAGGUGAUUCACCCAAUCGAAGCAAGACACAACUACAAACUUUCAACAUUGAAGGCGACCCUGCUCUCGACUUCAACACAGAGUUCUUAACUCAGUGGCAGAAAACUUCAAAUUAUGCCUUAUUCUCCAAACUCACCUCCGACGCUCUUCUGUUCUCAAUCACUGAGCCGCGCCACCCAAGUGCUGGCGGUUUAACAAUGGAGGAUAUCCAACGCCGUCUAUCUCAGCAAGUAGCCGAUCUACACUUAGACGAACGUGUCCGUGAGGGUCGAGAAGCGCUUAGCCGUCAACUUGCAACCGGUCAAAAGAAAGUCAGUGCGGCAUUCAAUAAUUUCUGGUCGGAUAUCGAAACUAUGCGCGAAGCUCAAAGAAAACGUAACGAGGAAAAGGCCGCUGCUCAAUCUCAACGAACAUCAAUUGAUACCUCUGCCUCCCCACCACCUGCCUCAGAGAACUCUCCAGCAGAAGGCUCAGCCGGAUGGUUCGCGGCCCGCCAAAGGCCCUCCAUCGACGUCACCCAAGCACAAGCCUCUGUCAGCGCUGCUGGUCAAAAAGCCGGCGCGUACUUCAGCUCAUGGGGCUCUUGGGCUAGCGAAAAGCGCAAAGAAUGGCAGGACAAGCGCAGCCCGUCCCCAAAUCCCAAUCCAAACUCAAACGCAAACUCAACACAGACAGGUACAUCUGCAUCAUCACCUCUCCCCAUCGUAACGGAGACGACUGAGUCCGAUCGCGGCCGUCGUCACUCUAUGCAACAACAACGCGAUAGCGAAGACGGCGAGGGACUUACGCGUAGUCUCAGCCGGAGAAAGCGAUGGAGUAAUAUUCUUCUGCGUCGUGAGAGCGGCGAAUACAAGCCCGACGAAGGGUCCGAUUAUGCUGAAGCUCCUUUUCCCAAGUCCCCCUUGUCUCAGGGAUUCCCUGCUUACGAACCUGAAGUCCCGCAUCACGAUUCCGAGGUGAUAUUCUCGCAUGCGGAGAACGAAAAGCUUACUCCUGCUGAUAAAGAUGGGUUUACUGCUGUGCCUCUUUCGCCUGACGAAGGGUUACGAGUUGAUUUGAACCCUGGGAAGAGUGGGUAG